Prorocentrum cordatum is the source of this 2274-nucleotide messenger RNA. The record is from the annotation of a GenBank genome assembly. NCBI's taxonomy places the organism in Eukaryota, Dinophyceae, Prorocentrales, Prorocentraceae.
AUGGACGUCCGAGCGCAGGAGUACACAAAUGGGACGCGCAUGUCGUGGAACAUCUGGCCGAGCACGAGGCUGGAUGCAACCAGGAUCAUCGUGCCUCUGGGCUGCCUCUACACGCCGCUGAAGGCCAUAGAAAACUUGUCCCUCGUAGAGUACGAGCCGAUCGUUUGCAAGGUGAAGGACUGCGGGGCGAUCCUGAACCCGUACUGCUUCGUCGACUUCCACUCGAAGACCUGGGGGUGCCCAUUCUGCCUGCAGCGUAACCAGUUCCCGCCCCACUACGCGGAGCACAUCACCGAGGCCAACCUCCCGGCGGAGCUGCACCCACAGUGCACCACCAUCGAGUACAUCAUCCCGCAGAGCGUCUGCCAGCCCCCAGUCUUCCUGUUCGUGCUGGACAUCGCGCUGAUCGACGAGGAGCUCGAGCAGGCGAAGGACUCGCUGCAACAGUGCCUGGCGAUCAUGCCGCAGAACGCCCUGGUCGGCUUCAUCACCUUCGGCGCGAUCGUCUACGUCCACGAGCUCGGCACCUCGGCGCUGCCGAAGGCCUACGCGUUCCGCGGGGGCAAGGAGACCUCCGCUCAGCAGGUCGCGGCCCAGCUGGGCUUCCAGGGCCGGGGGGCCGCGCAGCAAGCCGCCGGGCGCUUCCUGAUGCCAGUGGCGGAGUGCGAGUUCACGCUCAACUCGCUGCUCGACGACCUGUCGAGGGACGCCUGGCCUCAGAGCACCGACAAGAGGUCCCUGCGAUGCACGGGGGCCGCGCUCAGCGUCGCGCUGGGCCUGGUGGAGUCGACCUGCCCGCAGAGCAGCGUCCGGGUCACCCUCAUCGUGGGCGGCCCGUGCAACACGGGGCCGGGCUCCGUCUGCGGGGAGGAGCUCGUCGAGACGAUCCGGUCGCACCUGGACCUGCAGAAGGAGACGCCGAACGCGAAGUACACGAAGAGCGCCCUGAAGUACUACGCGUCGCUGGCGAGCCGCGCCAUCGCGGCAGGUUUCGCGGUCGACGUCUUCGCCUGCUCGCUGGAUCAGGUCGGGCUGUACGAGAUGAAGGUUCUGGUCGAGAAGUCUGGCGGAUACAUGGUCAUGAGCGACUCCUUCAGCCUGCACGUGUUCAAGAAUUCGUUCCGAAAGAUGUUCGACUGCGACGAGGCUGGCUAUUUGCACACUGGCUUCAAUGCCAAGAUCGAGGUCUUCACCUCGCGCGAGUUCAAGUGCUGCGGGGCCGUGGGCGGCCUCGCCUCCAUGGGGAAAAGAGGGCCCAGGGUUGCGGACACCGAGAUCGGAGAGGGCGGGACGUGCCAGUGGGUCGUGGGCUCCCUCGAUAAGAACACGUCGAUCAGCUUUUUCUUCGACGUCACGAGCACGGGCGAAGGCCAGAAGCCGAGCCCAGGGCAGAACCGGCAGUCCUUCCUCCAGUUCCAGACGUGCUACCUGCACCCCUCGGGGCGCAAGCGCCUGAGGGUCACGACGGUGUCCCACCAGAUGACGGAGACCUCGGACUCGAGCAUGAGCGACAUCGCCGCGGGGUUCGACCAGGAGGCCGCGGCGGUGCUCAUGGCGCGGUACGCCGUCUUCAAGUGCGAGAACGAGGACCCCCUGGACGUGCUCAGAUGGGUCGACAGGAUGCUGAUCAGGCUGGUGUCGAAGUUCGCCGACUACCGUAAGGACGAGCCGGGCUCGUUCCAGAUGAGCCCAGAGUUCGCCGUCUUCCCGCAGUUCAUGUACCACCUCCGCCGCGGUAGCUUCCUGCAGACCUUCAACGCGAGCCCCGACGAGACGGCGUAUCCAGCUGUCUGCGGCACUGUGGCGGACUACCGGACUAUAAUCAACCGCGAGAAUUGCGUGAACUCCCUCGUCAUGAUACAGCCCGCGCUGCUGCAGUACUCCUUCGACGAAGGACCGCCGCAGCCGGUGCUGCUGGACGCGGGCUCCCUGAAGCCGAACGUCAUUCUGCUGCUGGACGCGUUCUUCCAGGUCGUGAUCUGGCGCGGGGAGAUGAUCCAGGCGUGGUAUGACCAGGGCUACCAGGACAAGGAGGAGUACGCCAACUUCAAGGCGCUGCUCGUUGCGCCCGCGGAGGACGCCAAGCAGAUCCUGAAUGAGCGAUUCCCGGCGCCCAGGUUCGUCCAAACGAACGCGGGUGGUUCGCAGGCGCGCUUCCUGACGUCAAGGGUGAACCCCUCGACGACUCACAACAGCAACAACGCUGGCGGCUUCGGCCAGGCCGACAACUCGUCCCACGUGGUGACGGACGACGUCUCGCUCAAGGCGCAGAGG